Penicillium paradoxum is the source of this 612-nucleotide messenger RNA. RefSeq names its product putative IgE-binding protein. Lineage: Eukaryota; Fungi; Ascomycota; Eurotiomycetes; Eurotiales; Aspergillaceae. The coding region runs from base 1 to 612 and encodes 203 amino acids. The record is from RefSeq and is a predicted model, not a curated record. The transcript has a single exon.
AUGAAGUUCUCGGCCCUUCUCACCCUCGCCCCUCUGGUGGCUGCCCUUCCAGGCUCCAAGGAGAAGAGCUCCAACGCUCCAUUUGGCGUGAUCUCCGCUCGGUCCGCUUCUCCUAUCCAUCUGCAGCCUCUGAACGCCGCAGGCGGCUACUUCUGGCUUGGUGGUAACGCCCACACUUACUCCCCUGUUCCUGGCAUUCCCGAAACCAACCAGACCGUCAUCACCGGAGGACACUUCCUCGACGUUCAGGUGCCUGGUGGCCAGGCCAUCUACGUGGAUCCCAAGGGUGCUUUGCGCUUCACCUCUCCUCAUUCCGCCUACGAGCCUGCUGGCUCCUCUGACGGCCCCUUUGCCUACACUCCUGGCACCUCUUUCGGCCACUGGAGCUACAACGGACAGGGCGCUUCCGGCUUCAUGGCCUGCCCUAUCACCAACGGUACUGCUGGAUACCGCCGUUCACGUCGGGGUGCUGCUCCUGCCCCCAAGUGGCAGGUGUAUGCUGCUAUGCAGAACGCUACUGUUCCCUCCGGAAACGUUCGUGACUGCAUUGGCUUCGAUGCUCUGGCUGUUGCUGCAAACUCUACUACCCCUGCUGCCUGGGAAUAUAUCUAA